Molecule: messenger RNA, 3486 nt
Organism: Plectropomus leopardus (leopard coralgrouper)
Lineage: Eukaryota; Metazoa; Chordata; Actinopteri; Perciformes; Serranidae
Product: sodium-coupled neutral amino acid transporter 3-like
Biological process (GO): L-glutamine transport; L-histidine transmembrane transport; serine transport
Cellular component (GO): plasma membrane
Molecular function (GO): L-glutamine transmembrane transporter activity; glycine transmembrane transporter activity
Source: RefSeq, a predicted model, not a curated record
UCUCUCUCACUCUCUCCUCUCUUCACAACCAAGGAGCUUUGGAGAGACUCCUAAGAACAAAGCUAUAUAUAAACAUUGGAGGAGUCUGAAAAUUGUGCGAACUUGAACUGGGAUUUAUCCUCUUAAUAAUCUGGAAAGAAAACUAGCCUUGUUCUUGACCACCGGGCCAGGUGACAGUCUUAGGAGAAUCCUUUAAGUCCAGCAAUCGUAGCUCUCCAAAGUCUCUCAAGCCGCAGCCACCAGAAUGGAGCUUCAAAAGAUGAAUGGACACAGCAGGGACGACGGGUUUGAUGGGCUGGAUGCCUUGGCCGAACAUGAGGAGUUUCUACCACAUAAAACCAGCGUCAAGAAAGCAACCCACUUUACAGAUUUCGAGGGAAAGACUUCAUUUGGCAUGUCCAUCUUUAACCUCAGUAACGCCAUAAUGGGCAGUGGAAUUCUGGGAUUGGCUUUCGCAAUGUCCAACACCGGAAUCAUUCUUUUUCUAAUCCUGUUGGUGUCCAUUGCCAUUCUGUCUGCGUAUUCAAUUCACCUCCUACUGAAAAGUGCUGGAGUUGUCGGCAUCCGUGCGUAUGAGCAGCUGGGAAAUCGGGCUUUUGGUGCCCCGGGAAAAAUGCUGGCAGCAUGCAUCAUUACAAUGCAUAACAUAGGAGCAAUGUCCAGCUACCUCUUCAUCGUCAAGUCUGAGCUCCCACUGGUUAUUCAAGCUUUCCUGGGUAGACACGAAAACACAGGAGAAUGGUUCUUGAAUGGAAACUACUUGAUCAUCAUUGUUAGUGCUUGUAUCAUCCUUCCUCUUGCACUCAUGAAACAACUUGGUUACUUGGGCUAUACAAGCGGCUUCUCCCUCUCCUGCAUGGUGUUUUUCCUAAUUUCGGUGAUCUACAAGAGAUUCAACAUCCCAUGUCCUCUGGAUGAUGAACAUUAUAACGUAACUCCUAUUGCUGAUGACCACUUUGUCAGUAAUGAAACGGAUGCCUUCUGUGACGCCAAACUUUUCACCGUCAACUCACAGACAGCGUACACCAUCCCAAUUCUGGCCUUCGCUUUCGUCUGCCACCCAGAGGUGCUGCCAAUCUACACUGAGCUCAGAGAUGCCACCAAGAAGCGGAUGCAGAAAGUUGCUAACAUCUCCAUCCUGGCCAUGUUCAUCAUGUACCUGCUAACAGCUCUCUUUGGUUACCUCACCUUUUAUGGUGCUGUGGAGUCAGAGCUGUUACACACCUACAGUCGAGUGGACCCGCUGGACGUCCUGAUUCUCUGUGUGCGUCUGGCUGUGCUGGUGGCCGUCACUCUGACCGUCCCCGUGGUUCUUUUCCCAAUCCGAAGAGCCGUGCUCCAGAUCUUGUUCCCUCAGAAGCCGUUCAGCUGGCCCAUACACAUCAGCAUCGCAUUUUGUCUCAUUUUUGUGGUCAACCUGCUGGUUAUCUUCGUGCCCUCCAUCCGUGACAUCUUUGGCCUCAUCGGAGCCACAUCUGCCCCCAGCCUCAUCUUCAUCCUACCAGGAAUCUUCUACAUCCGGAUUGUUCCUGACGACCAGGAGCCUCUUCUGUCCAGACCCAAGAUUCAGGCCGCAUGCUUUGCUGCAAUGGGAUUCAUCUUCAUGGUCAUGAGCUUGUCGUUUAUCAUCAUUGACUGGGUGUCUGGGGAGUCUAGAAGCGGAGGCGGGCAUUAGCCGCGGUGACUGAACAGAGAUACAACAAAAACAAUGCCAACCAAAGCUCUCCCUGUCAUUAAAAAUUACCCCUCAUCUGCAGUUCUCAACUGAAGCCAAACAGAAAAGUUUGGCCGCACAAGACGAAGGAUAUGUGAAGAACCUUCGUAUGCAACAAAAAAAAAAAAGAAAAAGAAAGCGUUUUGACAUGUGAUGGGGCAGGCGAAAGGCGCGGUAACGGAGGAGAAGCAUGAGAAUACACAGAUAUGUGUUCUGACUGAAUAAGAUCUAUGUCACGCCCCGCAGUACAGAUGUUGUUUGGAGGCAUGUGUAAAGACAGAAAAGGGAUGAAUGGCAACAGCAUGACUCAAAUGGAAGUCCCGUUUUAGAGUUUGGAUGUGAACAGUUCUGUGGAAUAGCUCAGUCACUGCCAAAAUCCCUCUAGUCUACUUCCCUAUAAUCUCAGAUUUUACAGGACAGAAUUAUGUGUCGUAAGGCAAUCAUUUAACCAGGACGUUUUUUUUUUUUACAAAAAACUAUUUCAGCUUAUUCAACCAUCAGUUCUUAACAUUAUACAUCCAGGACUGUAAAAUCUGCUGGUGUAGUGUUGUCCAAGGCCCUGUCUACACAGAAACAGAUAUUUUUGAUAUUUUCCUCUACGUUUUGGCCUCAUUCACACGCAGAUGGAGAUUUAAAUCACUAAAACAGAAUUUUCUGCAGAUUUUUCAAAACUUGCACGUGCAAACUGUUGCUUUGUUUAAUGAGCAUACAAUAGAAACAACAAUGACAAACCACAAGUUUGCUAACGUUUUGUUAGCAAUGCUUGGUCUAAUAAACACUUGCUGCACCACUUCAAGGACAAACAGAGGCAUCUGGGCGCCUAAUGUUUUUGCUCCACCUCAGCGUCUGCAGUUUAAAGUCCACCAGAAACAAGGGUUUUGAUGAGCCCUGAUAUAACGCAGCAAAUCUUGUAUUUAAUAUAAAACAGUGGGUUUUUUUUUGUAGGGCUGCCCCUUGAAAGAAAAAAGAUUCAUCUGUACACUUUGUGACUGUUGUAGACCGCUGAAGACAAGCGUUUGCAUUUUGCGUUGUAAUGUGGAUGCAGAUCUUUAGGGGAAAAAAAUUGUGUAGAUAUAAUUUUCUUUAUUUUAAAAGGGGAAAAAUAUCUGUAUACAUAUAAACAGGGCCUAAAUCUCCACAAACUUCAAAGAUUCAGCUAAAUAUAACCAGUCUGCAGUUUCACACUAACCGUUUCAGUCUACCAAAAUACAAAAACGUGGUGUUAAAAUAAUGUUCUUGAUGUGAUAUUUGUGUUAAACUAUUCUGACACUCGACAUGUGUGUUGUAAAGAUGAUCGCCUUCAAACCUGAGCCUGAGGUGAUCUCUUAACCAAAAAAACAACAGAGACAGUUUUGGUGGUGUUCGGCUGCUAUCCAUGAAGGUGAAACAGUUACUGACAAUCACGGGAAUAAACAGACAAAAAAAGAGGUGGUUUGUAACAUUUUUGAGUUUUAUGUAUUACUGAAAAAACAUCCUUUAUUGCAAACCAAAGAAUAUAAAUUUGUGUCGCCCUAAAAUAGGGUGUAACACACUAUUUUUUAAAAAUAUUCGGCAAAGGCCCAAAAAAUUCAGUGUUAAAAAUGCUGUGUCUGUUUCAGCAGUCCCAGAAACUGUUCAGUAUGGUGAAUAAUGAUAAUUUUGUUUUUUAAGUUAAAAAUCCAUUUUGUCUAUAAAUUUUGACUAAAAGAUAUUCUGACUUUGUUAUUCAUCCUGUACAUUUUAAAUUAAUUUCAAUGUCGUUAUCUGUCAAUAAAGUAUGUCUUUCAUUUGUA